This is a messenger RNA of Neltuma alba, 2691 nucleotides long. RefSeq names its product UDP-N-acetylmuramoyl-L-alanyl-D-glutamate--2,6-diaminopimelate ligase MurE homolog, chloroplastic. Lineage: Eukaryota; Viridiplantae; Streptophyta; Magnoliopsida; Fabales; Fabaceae. Gene Ontology annotation, molecular function: ATP binding; acid-amino acid ligase activity. The transcript is spliced from 5 exons. The record is from RefSeq and is a predicted model, not a curated record. Gene Ontology annotation, cellular component: cytoplasm. Gene Ontology annotation, biological process: regulation of cell shape; cell division; biosynthetic process. Bases 55 to 2382 code for a protein of 775 amino acids.
UAAAACCCCGCCCAAGACUUUCCCGGUCACUUCAUCGCUGAGCUGCAACUCAGUAUGGCUGUGACAUUCCUUUCUCUUCCACACUUCCUUUCUCCUAAAUUCAACUUCGUCGUUGUAAAUUCUCGACAUGCUCCUUUCAGACCCUUGCUUCAUUCUCUGUCUCCUCCAUUUCCAACUCUGCGAACUCCUUCGGCUAUAGGCCCAGACGGUAAGUACUAUCCCAACCCCGCCGAUGAUGACCCACCAGAAGCCCUGGAGGAUUCUAGUCAUGGGGUUUCCAAAUUCCAGCAAAUUGAGCGCCAAGCCGCCCGUGCUCGCGAGCUUCAGGAGGAAGAUUUCAAGAAGAACCAGUCCACAUUUCUCGCUGCCAUUGCCGAUGUCGAAGAUGCUCCGGACAAUACUGCUCUGGAUUCUGAAGGUUACGGGGAUGAUUUGUUCAGUGAAAUUGAUAAAGCUAUCGCGAUGAAGCGUAAAGAGUUUGUGGAGCAGGGGCUGCUCGAGCCGAAUCCCAGGAAGAAGACGAUGGUUUCUGAUGAGGUUGUUGAGGAAGUUAAUGAGCUGCAACCCGAGGAGGUCGUUGAUUUGGAGGAGAUUGACGAACUCCAGGGUCUCAGAAUGACUUCCGGUGAGUCGGAUGCAGAGGGCUCGGAUAAAUUCCGUGGCGAGGUGAGUGAAUUCGUCCAAAAAAGUCAGAGUUCAUCCUUAAAUUCUUCAUUUGAUUUAGAUUUUGACAGCUAUGGAAAAAGUAAGGCUAGAAUUGUGGAACCCAAAUUUAAAAUUACUUUGGCUGAGCUUUUGGAUGAGAGUAAGGUCGUACCUAUAUCGGUAUCCGGUAAUUUGGAAAUUGAGAUUACAGGAAUUCAGCAUGAUUCAAGGCUAGUCACUCCAGGUAAUUUGUUUGUAUGCUGUGUUGGGCAAAAAACUGAUGGAUACAUGUACUUAACUGAGGCAGACAAGAGAGGAGCAGUUGCUGUGGUGGCGAGUGAAGAGAUAGACAUAGAAGAGACCUUAGGUUGUAAGGCCCUGGUGAUUGUGGAAGAUACUAAUGCGAUUCUCCCUGCAUUGGCUGCAUCCUUUUACAAGUAUCCAUCAAGAAACAUGGCAGCAAUCGGCAUAACCGGGACAUAUGGCAAAACAACCACUGCAUAUUUGAUAAAAAGCAUGUAUGAAGCAAUGGGACUGCGAACAGGAAUGUUGAGCUCAGUUGCUCAUUUUGUGCAUGGGGAUAAUAAAUUGGAGUCGGUGAACACCAUGCCAGAUGCUGUUUUAGUUCAAAACUUGAUGGCAAAGAUGCUUCACAAUGGAACUGAAGCACUAGUCAUGGAGACUUCUUCUCAAGGACUAGCUUUAGGAAAGUUCAAUGAGGUUGAUUUUGAUAUUGCAGUUUUUACAAAUUUGGAAGGAGACAAUGCGGGUCUCCAUGGGUCUGAGGAGGCAUAUAGAGAUGCAACAGCUAAACUAUUUUCAAAAAUGGUGGACCCUGAACGUAACAGAAAAGUUGUCAACAUUGAUGAUCCAAAUGCAACUUUCUUUGUUUCGCAAGGGAAUCCAGAAGUUCCGGUUGUGACAUUUGCACUGGAGAAUAAGAAUGCAGAUGUUCAUCCCUUAAAGUUUGAGCUCUCUCUGUUUGAGACACAGGUCUUGGUUAAUACCCCCAGUGGCAUACUAGAAAUUUCAUCAGGUUUACUUGGAAGACAUAAUAUUUACAACAUUCUUGCUGCGGUGGCAGUUGGCAUUGCUGUUGGGGCACCUUUAGAGGACAUUGUCAGGGGAAUUGAAGAAGUUGAUGCAGUUCCUGGCAGAUGUGAGUUAAUUGACGAGGAACAAGCAUUUGGAGUAAUAGUGGACUGUGCUCAAACUCCUGAUGCCUUGUCUAGAUUGCUUGAUUUUGUAAGAGAGCUUGGACCUCGGAGGAUUAUAACUGUGUUUGGUUGCUGUGGCAAGAGCGAGAGAGGGAAAAGACCCAUGAUGACCAAGAUAGCAACGGAUAAAAGUGAUGUGACCAUCUUGACGUCUGACAAUCCGAAGGAUGAAGAUCCAUUGGACAUUUUAGAUGAUAUGUUGGCUGGGGUAGGAUGGACAAUGCAGGAGUACCUGAAAUACGGGGAAAAUGACUACUACCCACCUCUUCCAAAUGGUCAUAGGCUUUUUCUGCAUGACAUUAGACGGGUGGCUGUACGGGCUGCAGUUGCAAUGGGAGAGGAGGGUGAUGUGGUUGUUGUUGCUGGAAAGGGCCAAGAAACGUACCAAAUAGAAGGUGACAAGACAGAAUUCUUUGAUGAUCGAGAAGAGUGCCGGGAGGCAUUGCAGUAUGUUGACGAGCUUCAUCAAGCAGGAAUUGAUACAAGUGAAUUCCCUUGGAGGCUACCGGAGAGCCACUGAUACUGCAGUGAUAGUCAUGAUAUGACCAUCGCAUUCUCUUCAUCUCAGAUUGGAAACUGAGAAAUUUGAGGGAAAGGGCUUGGGCCAUCGAGGACCUACAGGCGGGUAAAAGAGACCGAAAUUUAGGAGUUGGGCGGAUUGUUGCUCAAUCUGACCUUUCUUCUUCAUGUGCUUUGUCGAUAGCUGCGGCUCUGUAUUUUCUUUAAGAAACAGUUGAUACGCAAAAUAGAAUUAAAAUGGAAAUAACUUUGUAGAUGAAAAAUAUCAUUCAUAUUUAUGAGAAAAAAAAAUCAAAUUAUUUUGAAAUAA